AUGGCUGCUCGCACUCUCGCUGUCUCGGCAACCUCGCCCCUCGCCCGCUACCGCAUUGUGGGCCCAAAUAUCGGCGCCAGAGCCUCUCCACUUCAACUCGGCAUCAUGAGUCUCGGGAAGAAGUGGGAGGGCAUGCUCGGCUCGGUUACGAAGGAGCAGGCGUUCGAGCUUCUCGACGCUUUCGUCGAGGCAGGCGGGAACUUCGUGGACACGGCGAACUUGUAUCAGGGCGAGGACAGCGAGAUAUGGUUGGGCGAGUACUUGAAGGAGCGCAAGAUUCGUGACCGCCUUAUCAUCGCGACCAAGUAUACCGGCAAUUACAGAGAGUCGGCGAUGGGCAAGAAGGAAGCGAUCCUCUACGGCGGCAACUCGCGCCGCUCACUCCACGUCUCGGUCCGCGACUCGCUCGCCAAGCUCCAGACCGACUGGAUCGACAUCCUCUACGUCCACUGGUGGGACUACACGACGUCUAUCAAGGAGAUGAUGGACUCGCUCCACAUCCUCGUCGAGCAGGGCAAGGUCCUCUACCUCGGAGCGUCCGACGUGCCCGCAUGGGUCGUCUCAGCCGCGAACCAGUACGCCAUCGACCACGGUAAGACGCCCUUCAGCAUCUACCAAGGCAGGUGGAGCGUCAUGUUCCGCGACAUGGAGCGCGACAUCCUCCCGAUGUGCCGCCAGUCCGGGCUCGCUCUCGCUCCUUGGGGCGCGAUCGGUUCCGGCCGCCUCAUGACCAAGAAGCAGCUCGAGGACCGCCUUGCGAGCGGCGAGACGAUUCGUGCACGCGGACAGCAGGCGAAGGACAAGCAGUCGGAUCUCGAGGUCAAGUACUCGGAGGUUCUCGCUGCGGUUGCCGCUGAGCACGGCAUCGAGUCUGUUACGGCCGUCGCGCUCGCCUGGCUCCUCGCCCGCGCACCGAACGUCUUCCCCAUCGUUGGCGGCCGCAAGGUCUCGCACCUGCAAGACAACAUCCAAGCGCUCAAGAUCAAGUUGACGAAGGAGCAGAUCGCCCGCAUCGACGCCGUCCAGGCGUUCGACGUUGGCUUCCCUUACAACAUGAUCGGCACGGACCCGUCGCUCGACGUCAUCUACGACCCGAAGCAGUCGAUGAUCGCGUCGGAGGAUAUCGACCAUCUUCCUGGACCCAAGCCGUUCGGGCUUGCGUAG
Rhodotorula toruloides NP11 is the source of this 1164-nucleotide messenger RNA. Its product is annotated as aryl-alcohol dehydrogenase. NCBI's taxonomy places the organism in Eukaryota, Fungi, Basidiomycota, Microbotryomycetes, Sporidiobolales, Sporidiobolaceae. The record is from RefSeq and is a predicted model, not a curated record. Bases 1 to 1164 code for a protein of 387 amino acids. The transcript is spliced from 6 exons.